Molecule: messenger RNA, 755 nt
Organism: Gymnogyps californianus (California condor)
Lineage: Eukaryota; Metazoa; Chordata; Aves; Accipitriformes; Cathartidae
Gene: METTL21A
Product: methyltransferase 21A, HSPA lysine
Exons: 3
Coding region: 26-682 (218 amino acids)
Biological process (GO): peptidyl-lysine methylation
Cellular component (GO): cytoplasm; cytosol
Molecular function (GO): protein-lysine N-methyltransferase activity
Source: RefSeq, a predicted model, not a curated record
CAGGAGGCGGUCGGCCGCCGGCGGGAUGGCCUUGGUCCCCUACGAGGAGGGAGCUGGCUGGGGAGCGCGGCAGCUGCACAGCCCUUCGGCUACCUACCGCUUCGCCAGCCACACCAUCCGCGUCAAGCAGGACUGGCGGCGGCUGGGGGUGGCGGCGGUGGUCUGGGAUGCGGCUGUUGUCUUGUGUGCUUAUCUGGAGAUGGGAGGCAUUGAUCUGAGGGAUCAGUCUGUGAUUGAGCUGGGAGCUGGAACUGGAUUGCUGGGAAUAGUUGCCACGUUAUUAGGUGCUCGUGUUACCAUCACAGACAGGGCGGCAGCACUGGAGUUCCUGGAGUCAAACGUACAGGCUAACUUACCUUCUGAACUACGUCCGAGAGCUGUGGUGAAGGAACUGACUUGGGGAGAAGACCUGGGUAACUUCCCGCCAGGAGCAUUUGACUUCAUCCUGGGUGCAGACAUCGUUUAUCUGGAAGAAACUUUUGCAGAACUGCUUCAGACGCUGGAGCACCUGUGCUCAGAGCAAACUGUGAUUCUUCUUUCCUGUCAUAUCCGCUAUGAACGGGAUCACAAAUUCUUGAAGAUGCUGAGAGGCCGUUUCUCUGUGUAUGAGGUCCACUAUGAUUCCAGUAAGGAUGUUCAUAUCUACAAAGCACAGAGGGGUAGUCGCAAGGAUGACUUUUGACUCUGUGCUAUGUUAGUAAACCACUGAUGCUGUUCAAUCCUCCCCUUGUUUCUACUCAAUACACUUGUUCCUA